Solanum tuberosum (potato) is the source of this 1601-nucleotide messenger RNA. Its product is annotated as phosphatidylinositol transfer protein 1-like. The coding region runs from base 351 to 1160 and encodes 269 amino acids. Lineage: Eukaryota; Viridiplantae; Streptophyta; Magnoliopsida; Solanales; Solanaceae. Gene Ontology annotation, biological process: phospholipid transport. The transcript has 10 exons. The record is from RefSeq and is a predicted model, not a curated record.
UGGCAUGAUGUACGAGACCUAUGAAAAUCCAGAUAAUAAUUUGGGAUAGAGGAAUGUGUAUGACACUAGAAACAAAAAAUGUCAUUGGGAAGAUCAAAGUUCUGCAGAAGAGUACACGUUGUUUAAGAAGGACCGCCUCUCCUCUUCUAGUCAAACGUGUCUCCUCAGCACUUCUCCUUUUCUUGAAUGUUCUUCUACGCGUCUGCCACAACACCACCAUCACCCAUCCUCUCUCUGAAUUUGUGGGUUGAUAUAAAAUUCAUACUUCUUCUCUUCCCCUGUUCCCUGACUUAUUGGGUCACUGAAAUUGCAACGUUUCAUUCACGUUUGCUUCGGUCAAUAUAGUAGAAAUGGUUCAGAUUAAGGAAUUUCGAAUUGUGAUGCCCUUGUCAUUGGAAGAGUAUCAGGUAGCUCAGAUGUACAUGGUCAUGAAAAUGCAACAGGAAAGCACCACAGGUGAUGAAGGAGUGGAGGUUUUACAAAACAGACCAUUUAGUGAUGAUGAAUUUGGAGGGGGGCAGUACACAUCAAAAUUUUACCACUUGCAGAGUAAAGCGCCAUCUUGGUUGACUACAUUUGCACCAGCUGAUGCCCUUGUGAUGCAAGAAGAAGCCUGGAACGCAUAUCCUAAAUGUCGAUCAGUUGUUAAGUCACCAUAUUUUUCGAAGUUCUUUAUGAGCAUUGACACCAUCCACAAAGCUGACAAUGGAUACUCUGAGAAUGUGCAUGGCCUGAGUGAGGACCAACUGGCAGUUAGGCAGGUGGAAGUUAUUGAUAUUGCUUCAGCUGCCACUGAUUAUUGGAGUUACAUAGUUGGAAGAAACAAUGUUGAUUUAUCUAAUUUCCAAUCAGCAAGAUGCGGUCGUGGACCACUCUUGGAAGGCUGGCAGGACCACUGUAGUCCCGUUAUGACAGCAUACAAACUGGUGACUGUAGAUGCUCCAUACUGGGGGUUUGGGAGCAGAUUGGAACAGGCUUUGAUGGCGGGGGAAAGGUCACUUUUCCUAGAAAGUCAUCGUAAUUGCUUCACCUGGAUUGACGAAUGGUUUGGGUUGACAGUGGAGGUGUUGCGUGAGUUGGAGCGACAAAGUGAUUAUUCAUUGAAUAUGAAACUUGGCCGGCCUUGCUUGGCCGGCCUUGCUUGGCCGAGAGUUGGAUGACACAAGAGGAAUCUCCACUUGAAGGCGAAAAGUCUGUUGCAUGAAUGCACUGUUCAUAUCUAUGUUUAGCAGCUCUUGGUAUGGUUUUCAGAUUCAUAUACAUGGAAUGGGUCGCAAAUCGCAAUAGAAGAUUAUUGGCUUUACAGUGCAGUUUGCUGCAACAAUACAUAUGCUGUCAGCUUGUACAUGAAAAGGCAGGAAAAGAUGUUGAUAUUAUUCACAAUCAGCAAGGUUUUGUUUUCUGAUGCUUCUAUUCUUUAGAGGUAAGAUUAGGUAAUAAUGAAAGUUAUGUAGAACUGAAGACACAUUUUAGUGAAGGUAGUUUAGCUUAUUGAUCAUAAAGGCAUGAAGUGUAUAUGAUGAUAGUUUAAAAGAAUUACAAUUGUAUUUUCGUGUACAUUUUUUGGAUUCAUUUUUAGGGAUCUUUGAGUUUUACUUCUU